AUGCCAGUAGGCCUGUCUCCUUAUGUCUUAGUAUUUGGGAAAGCCUGCUACUUACCAUUAGAAUUGGAGCACAAGAUGUACUGGGUAGUGAAAAAGCUGAACAUAGAUCUGGAAGUCGCGGAGGAAAAUCAAAAGCUACAACUCAAGGAAUUAGACGAGUGGCGGUUCAAUGCAUAUGAAAAUACAAAUAUCUACAAAGAAAACACCAAGCGUUGGCAUGACCAAUGCAUUGGUAAGAAAGAAUUUUUCAUUGGUCAAAAGAUGUUACUAUUUAACUUGCGUUUGCAACUAUUUCUAGGAAAGCUUAAAUAUAGGUGCUCAAGGCCAUUUGUUAUCAAAGCAAUCUUUCCUUACAGAGCCGUGGAGCUCACUCGAGAGGAUGAUACUAACACCUUCAAAGUAAAUGGGCAGAGGAUCAAGACAUAUAUUAAAGGAAAUGUAGAAUGCGACAAGACAUCCAUCGAGUUGUGCGAGCCUGCCUAA
Benincasa hispida (wax gourd) is the source of this 483-nucleotide messenger RNA. The record is from RefSeq and is a predicted model, not a curated record. Lineage: Eukaryota; Viridiplantae; Streptophyta; Magnoliopsida; Cucurbitales; Cucurbitaceae.